AUGGUCCAUGCAGUGGCGGGAAAAAGCCAGUUUGCGGCGGUGGCAAAGGAGCUGACGAACAAGACACUCGAGACGGAGCAUGAGAAGGAGGCCUAUGUCUCACGAGUUGCCUUUGUUGCUGCUGUGGCUCGGCAUCAUGUCCCGGCGGCGUAUGCUGGGUUUUGGUUUGAUCUACUUGCUGAUGCCAACGAUCGCGUUCAUCUCCGCGAUGCCGCCGUCUACGCAGCCAUGGUUGGCCUCAAGCCGGCCAAGGCGCUUGCGCUCAUUAUUCCGCUCUUUGCGCCACGUGGGGAGGACCGGCUCGAUGCUGAGGACGUUGCGCGCAUGCUUGUGGUCCUGGCCGAGACUCGGCUGCGGGCCCGGUUCGCGCCGCCGGGCAUUGCCCCAACCUCGCUGCCAGCCGACGGCCUGCCGGGCUUCUUCCUCCGGCGUGAGGUAGUGGAGAACGAGAUUGUGCCCGAGUCGGAGGCGCUGCUGAAGGCGAUGGGCGUCGAUCCGACCUCGAGCGUGUCGGCCAAGCGGCUUGCGCGCAAAGGCGUUGUGACACCGACGCUCGACGCAUACACCCGGUUCUUCUCGGCGCUCCAGACCCAGCUGCCGAAGCGGGUCUCGCAUGGCCACGGCGGCUUGCUCCGUGGGCCGGGCCUCGACUCGAUGUCGGUGGUCAACGCCGAUGACAUGGGCAAGGCUGACUCGUACGUCGUCCGCCGGCUUGCCGACGAGGAUGCGCCCGACGGAGUCAAGGGCUCGUUUGUGGCCGUCCCGCUCUCGGCCUCGAGCCGGUACAAGCAGUCCACGCAACUGCAUGUGUCUGGCAAUGUGGCGGACUGGCGGUUCCACAAGCUUCGUAUGCUCGGCCAGCAAAUCGCAGCCAAGCAAGAGAACGAUGUGGUGCUGACGGUGACGAGUCUGCUCCCUGUUGAUUACGCUGCGUACUUGGUCAAUGUCAAGCGGGAGCUAGGUGGUGCUGCCUACGUCCAUCCUCAUGGUCAACCCAUUGCGGUCCUCAACUCGAUCAACUAUCUCGGUGAUCUGCCGGCUUUUGAGCUCUGGGCAAAGUCAGAGUAUGCCGUCAGGGAUCCGAGACCGUAUGCUCUGCAUGCUGCCCUUGCCAGAGCUGCCUACCGCAAGCAUCUGGAAGCUUCUGGUCACUCUCAUGUCUAUCUCGAUCUCCAGCUCGACGGCCCACCGUCAAAGGCCUGGAUCGCCGCCCAAGCUGAUGGCGGCCCGAGCUCGGCUACCGAUGACGAGGCAGAGGACGAGGCUGAGGCCGCAAGCGGCGACGGCGAGAUUGUCCGCCUUGUCUUUGAGCUGUACGACGAUGUGGCGCCAAAGUCGGCUGCGAACUUUCGCUCGCUCUGCGCCUCGGACGUCGAUGGCCUCUCGUACAUCGGCUCGGUCAUCCAUCGGGUAGUGCCCGGCGGUUGGAUCCAGGGCGGCGACAUCUCGCCGGGCUCGCCCGGCUCGGGCGGGGCUUCGGUCUUUGGUGAGCCUUUUGAAGACGAGAACUUUGCCCUCAAGCACGACAAGGUGGGCAUGCUCGGCUACGCCAACGACGGCCCGCACACCAACGCCUCGCAGUUCUACAUCACCCUCCAGCCCAUGCCGGCGUUUGACGAGCAGUACGUCGCUUUUGGCCGUCUCGUCGACGGCAUCGAAGCCGUCGAGGCCAUCGUCAACCUCGCCGCCAUCAACCAGCGUCCCGUCCGCGCCGUCACCGUCGUCGCUGGCGGUGAGUUCCGUGUCGGCGCCAAGCCGAGCAAGAGCCGCAAGAAAUAGCCUCCCAAGCCGAUCCGAAACUAGUCCCGC
This is a messenger RNA of Thecamonas trahens ATCC 50062, 1809 nucleotides long. RefSeq lists its product as uncharacterized. The transcript is spliced from 2 exons. NCBI's taxonomy places the organism in Eukaryota, Apusomonadida, Apusomonadidae. Bases 1 to 1779 code for a protein of 592 amino acids. The record is from RefSeq and is a predicted model, not a curated record. Gene Ontology annotation, biological process: protein peptidyl-prolyl isomerization. Gene Ontology annotation, molecular function: peptidyl-prolyl cis-trans isomerase activity.